UGACAACCUUUUAAAUAUUACAAAUGGUUUUUCUUACUUCAAUAAUAUCGAAUCCAUUCUGUUUUCCCUGAAUUUUACUUUUCCACAGUCGGUAAUCAACUAAAUAAAAUGUCAGAUUUUGCGAAAAGACACUUCAUAAAGAUUGCAGGGCUCCAUUUAGGAACCACCUUUUUGGAGGAUAAUUGGGACAAGGACAUUAUAGGCAUGCAGGAAUUGCAGAAUUUUUUGGUAAUGGAAAACGUGAUUACGCUAUUUGCCGUUAUUGAAGAAAUCGACGAUAACAAAAGGAUGAAAUUCUUCAGAACUUUUACUAAUCAAAAUUACGAAGUGAUAAUUUGCUUCAACAAAUACAAACCCAUCGUUCCAUCGGAUGAUAACUUAUUGCGCGACAUACAAACUACCACUUUAUCAGGAUCCCCUACUCUGGCUUUGUUUCAGAGCUUGAACGUAUUUUCACCGUUACUGCAGCAGAAAGAUCAACCGAACAUCUCCAGACAAAUCGCCAAUUUACAGAACGAUCUUCGUACAGCGAUUUUUAACGAUAGGUCCUCGAGUGCUAUCAUUGAAGCGACCGAAUAUACUUCUUUAUCGGUCGUGACAGCGUUAGAACAUGAAGUUAUCUACUGGAAUUCUGUGAAACCAUCAAAGAGAGAUAAAUUAACUAAAGCUGCCUGUUCGACUUUCAAAGAUCUCCUCAGUACUAUUGCAGGAGAAUUUAACAUUAUAGAUGCGUUAUCCUGUGCGGAUGUCGAAGAAUUGCUGGAAAAAUCGCACAAUGUUUUGGAUGAUUUGUGGAAAAACGAGCCGCCUUUUCCCAAGCACAGAAUAACCCAUAUCAUGGAUGUUAUAGGUAGCGAUGUUCAAAAACAUUUUGCCGCUCUUUUGAAACAAUUCAACGUUUGGACCGACGAUUAUCUCCAAAUAUCCGAAAUGCUAAACCAAGAAAUAGCGCUGGGAGAAAAGUGGCUGGUCAGCUGCAAGCAAUUGACCGAGAUUUUUUGGCCAAGUUACACCCCGAACCCUUGGAAAGAUGAUAUUUACCAACCCCCCGAAUUGGUCAAUUCUAUUUCUAUAUUAAAAAAGGUUUUAGAAAUUCGCUCGUUGCACAGACAAUUAUUAAAACUCUUGUCUAACCAAGAGCAAACUGAACUACAAACCGACGAAAUACUGAAUAAAUUUAAAGAUAUAGACGCAUCUUUAUUCGGCCAAGACACCAAGCAAUCCCUCAUAAAAGCGGAAAAACAAUUCGGUUACAUGAUCCAACCGGCCGAGCAAAGAAUCGCCACCAAAUUAAAAAACCAACUAACAGGAGUCAAUUCCAACAUUCGACAACUGAUAUACGAAUAUUCCCGCUACGCCGAACUGAUCGGCAGGCCGGUACUCCGGAACGAAUUGAUCAAAGAACGCCAGUACCUUCUAGCUUCUAUCCACGAUUACCUGAAAUCCAUUCAAUCAGAAGCCACUUCGGAGAACCACGCCAUCAACAUGCGCUACGAUAUACCAGAAGUUGUUAAAGACAUCAUACAACUCAGGCAAUUGGAGUCCAAAGUCAACGAGGUCCACAAAGUAGCACUAAAGAUACUACAAGAUUUACAAGGCUACGAGGACUUAAAUCGUCGGAUACUAGAGAUUAGCAAGGAUCUAAAACGACAACACCACGAACUAUUCGACUCCUGGUGCGCCGACGUGCUAAUUUACAUCAAAAACAACACGUUGAAAUUGAAAGAAUCCGAUCCGGUGGUCGAAUUCUCCGACGACAAGCUGAUGCGCGUCACUUUUUCGCCGCGAUUGAUCGUCCUGAUAUCGGAGGUGAGGCAGCUGGGCGCCAUGGGGUACCAGAUACCGGCGGCGAUAAGGGAAACGAGCGAGCACGCCAAGAAGUUCAUGAAAUUGGCGAGGAUAUUGGAGCAAAUAGCGCACUUUCACAACACCAUCGGCGAUCAGAUGAUCGCCUGCCAGAAGCCGAUGAUGCUCAACAGCGCGCUGGAACUGUCGAAGUUGGUGCAAGAGCAAGAGGUGGUGUCCUGGGGACAGGAAAAGUCGGUGGAGAGGUACGUUAAUACCUUGAAAGCGGCGGUGGAGAAGCUUUCCAAAGAAAACGGGUUGCUCACCAUGUAUCAUCAUCAAAUUCUUGAAAAGAUAAAAGAAUUGGAAGAAGUCGAUUUGAUCAAGGAGUAUAGCAAAUGGAAGGAGACAUCGAAAAACGUACGGCAAAUCCUCGCUCAAGUAGAAGAAAAAGGCUUCAGGAACAUUCAAAGUUGGAAGAGGGAGCUGGACAAGGUCCUCAGCGGCGUAUUAGAGAAACAAUACGUUGAAAGUUUGGACACGCUUCACAUUUACCUGCCCGAAAUCCGCGCGGAUUUGAUCUACAGAAACUCCAAAUUGGAAUACCUUCCCGACGAGGCGACCCUGAGGAAAACCUACGAUUUGCAACUCAAGCGCUUCUUGGACAUACCGAAACACUUUCGAAACAUAUCCGACGAAACUAACAGCGUCGUUUACGAUAUAAUUUUAGAAAGAAACCAAGAAGCUCUAUCGAACGUAGCAAAACGCACAGACGAAUUAUUCGAACAACUACAAGCAGUCCUAACGCACUGGCAGUCCUGGUUACAAUUAGAAACCUUAGAUACCACCAAACUAACAACCUGGCAACAUUGGGAUCUACAUUUCAGGGCUUCGAAAACCUUUGGACAGGAAAUCGCCAAACUACCAUGCGAAGAAGAACGCGUGGGUUGCUUCGUGAUCGGCCUGUCGCGCCUGCGAUCCGACUUGGAAUCGCACAACAGGAGUUACUGGGACCAAUUGGUGCAAUCGCUGAAGAACGCCCUGGCCCAGGACGUGGUCAAAUUGCAGAAUUACGUGGAUCAUUCCACCAACGCUCUCACCAAACAACCGGUGACUUUGGACGAAGUUGGAGAAACUGGAGCUGUACACGCCGAUAUAUUGAAAGAGAAACCUGAAAUGGAAAAUUUGUUUGACGAAAUGACGAAGAAAGCUCAAACUCUAUCGAGCUGGUCUAGGGAGCAAGUCGUUAUGGUGAACAGGCUUAAAGGCGCGUGGGAUCGUUUGCAGAAUCUCCUGGAUAAUUACCAGCAUAUCAUGGAGAAACAGAUGGAGAUAAUAAAAACGACGUUGAAAGUGGACGGGGAGAAUUUGAACAAAGAAAUCGAAAGGUUCAACGCCAAAUGGGAGGACGCGAAUCCGCGGCUUAAUUCCGGGGAAAUUUUGGGCAGCAGCCUCGAUGAUCUCGUAAAGCAUUUGAAUAAUGUUAAAAAUAAACGGAACGAAUGGACCGAAAUUGGAAAACAAAAAGGAAAACUUUUGGAUGACUAUUUGAAAUUCAAUUUAGAACCACCUGAUAUACCAUUCUUGAAGGAAAUCGAAGACACUCUCAAAUUAGAAGAAGAAUCGUGGUCUAUAUUUGAGGCUUUCAAUAAAGAAUUCGAUGAAAUAAAAAGCGAAUCUUGGAUUGUGUUCAGGAAGAAAACCUACAAACUGGAAGAAUUUCUGAAAUCGUGGCGAGAGAGGUUGACGAAAACCGAAAAUUCCCAUCUGGAAUCGCGAAUAUUACACGAAAUUCAUAAAUACGAGGUAACAGCGCCAUUAUUGAAAUUCCUUAAAGGGGAAGACUUCACCGAGAAUCAUUGGAUUGAUGUUUUCAAUUUAUUAAAUAUGCACGUGAAGCCCAUCGAUCAGCUCGCUUUGAACGAUUUUCUACAAGUGUCCGAUAAUAUACAGGCUAAACUCAACGAAUUACAGGGUAUAAAUAAGCGAGCAGCCAGCGAAAUUAUUAUCAGACAGGCCCUGGCGGAACUCGAGCAUUGGGAUAUCCACACUAGAUUCGCUCUCUCGCCUCACAAGGACUCGAAAAACAAAGAAAUUCCGCUCAUAAAAGAUUUCAAGGAGAUCUUAAACAAAAUAGGCGACAAUCAGAGUUUAUUGCAGUCGCUGAAAAAUUCCCCCGAUUACGAUUCCUCCGUCGAGAAAGUCUCAAUGUGGGAGAACAAAUUCAGCGAUUUGGAUCAUUAUUUGACGUCGCUGGCGCAGAUACAACGAAAGUGGUUGUACUUGGAGCCGAUUUUCGUCAGCGGUACUCUCUCGCAGGAGAAGAACCGUUUCGAGAGGAUCGACAGGGAUUUGAGGCACGUAUUGGGCUUCAUCGAGCGAGAUCUUCGCGUAUCGGCCCUGUGCAGGUACCCCAAUUUGCGAUCGUUACUCGAAACCACGUUGAACCAACUAGCCCGAUGCCAGAACAACCUCGACGAGUUCUUAAAGGAAAAACGCAAUAAAUUCCCGCGGUUCCUCUUCCUCAGCGACGACGAUUUACUGGAGGUCGUCGGGCAAUCGUCGAAGGAGCAAAUUAUUCAGGCCCAUUUGAAGAAAAUAUUCUCCGGCAUAAAUAGCGUCGUGUUAUCACUAAACGGGGGGGAAAUAACCGCCAUAUGCUCGAUGCAAGGCGAAAAAAUCACCUUAUCGAAUUACGUGGCUAUCAAUAGACCGGUAGAGGUAUGGAUGAACGAUCUGGUAAAAGAGAUGCAAAACACGCUAAAAGAGCUAUUAGUAAAUUGCCAGAAAGAGAAAUCCGCUCCUGAUCCGUUGCAAUACCCGUCUCAAAUCCUGUGCCUGUCCGAGAGCAUCAGCUUCACCGCCAAAUGCGAACAGGCCAUUACCAGCAUGACGUUGUCGUCUCUUUUGUCCAAAUACAAGACGCAACUCGAACAUUACGGUUCGCUGGAUUUGAAUAAAAGCAAAGGCAACGACGGCGACGGCGAAAACGUACUCGAAUUAAAACUCAAAGCUCUAUUGUUAGACACGAUCCGUUUUGUUUGCGUUAUAGAGGAGCUCGUUCGAAGCAACACUUCGAAGAUUACCGAAUGGAGCUGGCAGAAACAAUUAAGGUACUACAGCAACUCGACCGGAGAAGUCACCGUAAAAAUGGCGAACGCUCGAAUGGACUAUUCGUACGAAUACCUGGGAAACGCCGCGAAAUUAGUGAGAACUCCUCUAACGGAAAAAUGCUUCCUCACUUUAACGCAGGGUUUACACUUGGGAAUGGGCGGUAAUCCGUACGGGCCGGCGGGCACCGGAAAAACCGAGUCGGUGAAAGCGCUGGGGCAUCUGCUCGGCCGGCAAGUCUUAGUUUUCAAUUGCGACGAGGGAAUAGACGUAUCGGCCAUGGGCCGCAUCCUCAUAGGUCUCGUGAAAACCGGAGCGUGGGGAUGCUUCGACGAAUUCAACAGAUUGGACGAGGCCACGUUAUCGGCGAUUUCCAUGCUAAUCCACGCCAUACAAAUUUCGAUUCGAACCGAUAAGAAAACGGUUCGAUUGCUGGAUCAAGACAUCGAUGUUAAUAAACAUUGCGGUAUAUUCGUGACGCUGAAUCCCGCAGGAGGCGGUUACGGCGGCAGGAAUAACCUGCCGGAUAAUCUGAAACAGCUGUUUCGGCCGGUCGUGAUGACGCAUCCGGACAACGAAGAAAUCGCCAGGUCGCUGCUUCAGUGCGAGGGGUACAAAUGCGCCGGCGUCGCGGCGAGGAAACUUGUCGAGAUUUUCGAUAUAUCCAGUAAGUUGUUGAGUAAGCAACAACACUACGAUUGGGGCUUGAGAUCUAUCAGGACGGUGUUAACAGGAUGCGGAAGAGCGUUGAAGAGUUUAAAAAGCAACAGCGAUAGUACCGUUGGAAUUAACGAGGAAUUGUCUCUAAUUGUACAAGUGCUGAAAACUGAUGUUUUAUCGAAACUAUCGUUUGCCGAUAGUAAUAAAUUCAUAUCGAUUGUAGAAGACGUAUUUAUGGAGGUGGACUUUAAAACUGUCACAGACGAUUUGCUGGUGUCUACUAUCGAAGAAAGUUUUAAUGAAUUAGGGCUAAUUAAAAACGAUAGACAGAUUAACAAGUGUUUGAAAUUAUUCGAGCAACUUCAACAAAGAAUGGGUAUUGCUAUAGUAGGCCCGCCUAAAUCCGGUAAAACUACAAUAAGAAAAUUGAUACACAAGACUCUAACAAAAAUGGGAAGAAUUAUAAAAUUCCACGAAUUCAAUCCCAAGAGCUUAGGAAGAGCUCAAUUGCUCGGUAAAUUGGAUGUUGAUACCGGUCAAUGGACUGAUGGAGUCAUUACAAAAUACAGUUUAGAUGUUACUUCCGAAAAUUCCGACAUUUGGUCGUGGAUCGUCUGCGACGGAGACAUCGACCCGGAUUGGGUGGAAUCCCUAAAUUCCGUAUUAGACGACAACAGGUUGCUUUCCCUACCGUCCGGCUGGCGUAUCCAGUUCGGUUCCAACGUGAAUUUCAUCUUCGAAACUCACAAUUUAACUAACGCUUCGCCCGCUACCAUCUCUAGAAUGGGCAUCGUGCUCUUGAGCGAGGAGGAUAUGGACCUUCAAUUGGUACUGACCAGUUUCGCGGAUAAACUGCCGGACGGUCAGAAAUCAAUUUUGGGACCGUUGGUUAUUGAUUACAUCGGAAAAGCUAUUGAUUGGUGUGUAAAAGAAGGCGAAAUGAUUCUACCUUGCUCUAGAGUAGGAAUGGCUCUAACAGUAUUGUCUCAGUUAAAAGAUGUUUAUAGCAAAUCCCAAUUCGCAGUGCGCUUAAUGAAUAUUUUAGGACAUCAGUUACAUGAGGAUUUUAAAGAGAUUUUUUGCCAACAAGUGUACGAUUGGUUAGGAGAAACUCCACCGCCUGUAAUCGUCAGGUCUCGUUAUAACAAUGAUAGAGGUACUGUAGAAUCAUACUACACGAAUCCUAAUGUUAUCAUUGAAGAUGGUAAUCGUUUAAAAAUACCUCUCAUUCCAACGAGUCAAAUCGAGUUGUAUGUGGAUUGUUUGAACGGUUGGUUGGGCGAUUCCAACGAGAAUAUUUUGCUGGUGGGUCCACACGGUUCGGCCAAAACAUUGAUUUUGGAGAAUGCAGUGAAAAACAGGACGAAUUUGGAACUGGUUACGAUUUAUUGUAGCGGGAGUCUGUCGCCCGGUUUCGUUAUCACGAAAAUGGCGCAGUAUUGCAUUCAUGUGAACACUCAUAAAGGUAAAGUGCUGAGGCCGAAACGAGGAAAUCUUCUGCUGCAUUUCAAGAAUCUGCAUUUGCUGAAGCCUGACAAGUGGGGUACGAAUGUACUCGUUGAAUUUCUCAAUCAACUCAUCGUAUACAGGGGAUUUUUCGAUUCGAACGUCGAAUUUAUCGGAAUCGAGAAUAUUUUUAUAGUGUGUUCUUUGGAAGCCACUAAUAAUCUAUCGCAAAGAUUUACCUCUAAUUUGAGAAUUUUUAACAUAAGUUUACCAGACACGGAAGAUUUCUCGGUAAUAAUAGUAGCUUAUCUUACAUCCGUAUUGAAGCGGCUUUCCAGCGGUUUUCCCAAAGCUAAAAUAGUGAAAUUAACGGCCUCCAUCAUUUCAUUCUACGAUAAAUUGCGAACUACCUUUAAUUCCCUACACAACAAGCAUUAUUUGUUUACACCCCACGAUGUGGUCAAUUUGUGCCGGGGGAUAUUGCAGUACAAAGAAAAUAAUGAAGGAAACUUGGACGAUUUCGUUAUCGAGGUUAUCAAAUACGAAGCUAGGUACAUAUUCGGGGAUAAACUAGUGAACGAGGACGAUCGCACUUUGAUGAUUAAAUUACUGAAUGAAUCGUUCGAAAGUCAUUGGGGCGCAAUAACCCCCUCGGCGCCUAAAAUUAAUUACUAUUACGUUUGCGUGGAAAAAACGCCCGAUUGCGAUGGAAGUUUGGUGAAAUUGGACGAGGCCGAGUGGAGGAAGGCGGUUCAAAACGGUAUAACAUUAAUCGAGAGGGAAGGGCAAUUGUUGGAUUUGGUUUUGAACGAGGAAUUGCUGCAUUUGACGGCGAAUAUAUUGAAAAUCGUAAGUCGGCCGGGUGGAAAUGUCUUGUUAAUUGGGAAAUCAGGCGUGGGAAGAAAGAGCGCUAUAAAAAUCGUUACUGCUUUGCAAUCUGCGAAAUUGAUUGUACCUUCUUUGGAUUUUCUCAAUAACGAUCUGAAAAUGGCCAUGCAAUACGCUGGAAUUGAAAGCGAAGAUGUUUACUUAUUGAUCGAAGAUUACAUAUUAAACAACGAAAACAAUUUGAAUAUCUUCAAUUCCUUAAUUUCAUCUGGAGAAGCUCCUGGCUUGUACCAACCAGCAGAAUUAGACUCUAUAGUGAAAGGGUUGAAAGAGGAAUCUGAUAGGGAAAACUUCGACGGCAGUUUAAUCCAGUAUUAUUCCGAAAGAAUCAAGCGGAACCUCCACGUUCUAAUCUGCCUCGACGCCGAUAAUGAAAAUCUCUGGAAUAUUAUAGACAAUUGCCCGGCUUUAAUUCAAAAUUGCGCCAUCAUCUGGAAAUCCGCAUGGAAUUCAAACACCAUUAAAGAAACACCGAGCGUCAUUAUCGACAGAAGUAACUUAAGGGAAAACGUGCAGCACGCGUCGAGCAAAAGCUUUUGUGCCGUAUACAACAUCACGCAAUCCCCGAUUUCCACUCCAUCUAGAUACAUUUCUCUGAUAAAACUCUACAUAAAAAUCUACGAAGAGAAAAUGACGACGAUCGAAGCGAAGCAGCACAAAUUGAAGGCGGGAGUUUCAAAAUUGACGGAAGCCGAAAACAUGGUGAAGGAAUUGAAAGAAAACGCCGCCGAAAAACAGACGAAACUCGCCGAAAAACAAGCCAAAGCCAACUCGGCUCUGAACAUGAUCACCAACACAAUGAAGAACGCCAACGUGCACAAGGAAGAAAUGGAGCACUUGCGCAGCAAAACCGAAGAAGAAACCAUCCAACUCAACAAAAGGAAAAAAGACAUCGACGUUGAACUAGCAGAAGUGGAACCGUUGAUAGAGCAAGCCCGCCAGGCGGUGGGCAACAUCAAGACCGAAUCGAUAUCCGAAAUCCGAUCGUUGAGAGCGCCGCCCGAAAUAAUCCGCGACAUCCUCGAAGGCGUCCUGCGGCUCAUGGGCAUCCAGGACACCUCUUGGAACAGCAUGAAAACGUUCCUGGCCAAGCGCGGCGUCAAAGAGGACAUCAAAGCUUUCGACGCGAAUAGAAUCGCUAAAGAAAACCGCCAGGCGGUCGAACGAUUGAUGACGAUGAAAAAGGACUCGUUCGAUCCGAAAUCGGCGAAGAGGGCCUCCCAAGCGGCGGCUCCUCUGGCCGCUUGGGUCUCCGCCAACGUGAAAUACUCGCACGUGCUGGAUAAAAUCCGGCCGUUGGAAAUGGAGCAAAUGAAACUCAAAGAGAAUUUGUCGAACGCGGAGAACCAGCUGGGCGAAUUGAGCGCCGGCCUCGACGACGUCGACGCCACUGUGGCCAAAUUGAAAGAACAAUUGUCGAUUUACACGAAAGAAGCCGCUGAAAUUGAAAUAGACCUCAAUAGAGCGCAAUCCACUUUACUGGCGGCCGAGGGAUUAGUUAAGAAGCUCGGCGACGAAUACGAACGGUGGCAGAAACAACUGCGGGAAUUGUCUAUAGAAAUCGAUAAAUUACCCAAUAACUGUCUACUAAUAGCGGCGUUUAUGACUUACAUGCCCGGGGAAUCGGAGGAUGCGAGAAACGAAUUUCUAUCGAAUUGCGUUAGGGAAAUUGGAAUCGAAACGAUUAAUUUAGAAACCUUCCUAUCGACGGAAAGGGAGCGCAUGCAAUGGAAAAGCGAAGGACUCGCUUCCUACAAGCUAUCCUUGGAAAACGCAAUUAUGAUACUAAAAAACGAUACGGUGCCUGUGUUAGUAGACCCGACUUCAUCUGCAGUCAAUUGGAUCAAACGACACCUGAAGAACAGGAACGUCGAAAGUAUUAUACAGAGUUCCCCGAAAUUGCGCGGGGAAUUAGAGCUUGCCGUGAGAUUCGGUAAAAUUCUCAUACUGGAGGAAAUCGACACCGUCUCGCCCGUACUGUUUCCCAUAUUGAGGAAAGAAUUCACCACUCAAGGCGAACGGCGUUUAAUUAACAUGAACGGAAAGCUGAUUGACUAUCACAAAGAUUUCAAGUUGAUCCUGUGCAGUAGAAACGAGCACAUUAAAUUACCGCCGGAAAUUUCUCCGCUGGUGAAUUCGUUGAAUUUCACCAUCACCCGCGCCGGCCUCACAGAACAACUACUAUCGCGCGCUAUUAGCCAGGAAAACCCCGAAAUCGAAAACAAACAGAAAGAAUUGCUGAAAGAAAGGGAGGAAAUGGAGGAGAAAUUAGACAAUCUCCAGAAUCAAUUGUUGGAAGAUUUGGCCAAUUCGAAAGGCAACAUUUUACAAGACAACAAGCUGCUCGAAUCGCUUAACCAAACCAAAGCCAGUUCUGAAGCGAUCGCCGAAGCUCUGAAAGAAUCCGAUGAUAUUAGGAGAAAAUUACAAUCUGAAUACGACGUAUAUCGCGAUCUAUCAGUAUUCGGAAACUCGUUGUACUUCGCUUGCAACGAAUUCGCCAAAAGCAACGUUCUGUACCUACUUUCCGUAUCCGCCUUUACGGAUUUAUUCCUAAGAUCCCUGCAAACUUUCCAGGGUCUGGAUAACAAUCUGGAAUCGCAGAAGAAGCAACUUCUGCACACGGUUUACGCGUACAUGAGUCGCGGGAUAUUCCAAAACGAUCGACUCAAAUUUCUGCUCUAUCUCAUCUUCAAGCUCUACCCGAAAUUCAUACCGGAAAACGAAUGGAACGUCUUCAUCGGAAACUUAAUUGCGAGCGGUACCACCAGAGACGAUGUUCCUCCGUGGAUUCCGAAACAUUCAAUUGCGAACGUCAAACAAUUACAGAUGGGUUUGCCGGACUUUUUCGAAGCGUUGAAGCUGCAGGAGUACACGCUGUGGAAGAAUUUCAUGACUACAGACGAAUGCGAAAAGGAUUUACCGAAGCAUUUGCCGUUUACCGAUUUCCAGAAGGUGCUGGUGGUGCAGGCCGUGCGCCAGGAUAGAUUAGUUUCGGCCAUGUCCCAAUGCGCUUUGAACUUGACAGGAAUGGUUACGCUCAAUCCGCCGGUUCUAGAUCUUCUUAGUUUCUAUAAAGAAACGCGCAAAGACGUGCCUAUACUGAUACUCGCUCUGUCCGGUACAGAUCCUUUAACAGAGAUUAGAGAAGUUGCAUCUGCGCUAUCUCAGGAGUAUAUGGAGGUGGCGAUGGGCGAAGGGCAAGAAUCUAAAGCGCUGGAAGCUUUGAAAAAAUGCUCGGAAACCGGCUUGUGGUUGAUAUUAAAGAACCUCCAUCUCGUUACUUAUUGGUUGACGAUACUAACGCAAACUCACAGAAGUUUACAACCGCACGAUAAAUUUCGAUUGUGGUUGAUAUCGGAACCGUCGAACAAUUUCAACUUCGUUUUGGCCCAAAACAGCCUAAAAAUCGUCUACGAAACAUCGCAGGGCAUCAAAAACAACAUCCUGCACACGUUCGCUUCGUUCGGAAAGAAAUACGUGGAAAAAUUAAGUUCCAAUUCCGCGAAAAUAUUCUUCGUCAUCGCCUGCGUGCACGCUCUCUUCCAGGAAAGGCGCAAAUACAUUCCUCAAGGCUGGUCGAAGUUUUACGAUUUCAGCGACGCCGAUUUAUCGACCAGCGUGAAAUUGGUGGAGGACAUUUGGUUGAAUCAAGGCGUCCAGAUACAAUGGCGCUUCAUCUACGGAUUGAUAGCGGACGCCGUGUACGGCGGUCGAAUAGAAAACUUGGACGAUAUGAAUAUUGUGUAUUCGUAUUGCAAGCAGUACUUCGUGGACGACGUGGUGAGUCACAGGUGGAAGCCGUUCGGAUUGAAUUGCAGCUUGCCCAGCAGCGCCCAAUUCGAUGAGUACAUGAAGAUGAUUAAGGAAUUUCCGGCGGUGGAUCGACCGGCGUUUUUCGGUUUGGCGGAGAAUAUAAACAGAGUUUGGGAGAAGCAAAUCUCCACGAAGAUGAUAUCGGAAAUCAAAAAUUUCUAUUUGCAAAGGAAGAUAUCCCGCGCGAAGUUCGACCAAGAGGCCUUCUUGAAAGGCGUUUUGCCUUUCUUGAGCCUUUGGAAAAAGUUGAACCAAGGCCACGAUUUCAUCCGUGUCACUAACGAGAAGAAAUCCAUCGGCGGUUGUUCCGUGGAAAAUUUCUUGCACGAAGAAUUCCACAACGCCAUCGCGUUCGUUCAAAUAAUCCACAAGCACUUCACCAAUUUGAACAAAACUUGCAAAGGCGCUAUGAAACCGGAUGAAACAAUUCUAUCGAUAGGUUACUCUUUAUUGAACCACGAAACUCCGGCAGUUUGGCAGAACAUUUGGCACGGUCCCAAAGAUCCCAUUCAAUACCUGAAAACGUUCAUAACUAAAACCGCCAAUUUGUCCAAAUGGAAGGACGAGAACGUUCGAAAUCUGCUCGAAAAACCUCUGCGGGUCUCCGCCCUGUUCCACCCCGAAGCCUUCAUCGCCUCGCACAAACAAGACUUCGCCAAAGCCAACAAAAUCGCGAUGGAUGAACUCGUCCUGCAAACCAGCUGGAGGCCGAAAUCGAAUUCUCUAAUCGUCGCCGAUAUGCUCAUCGAGGGUGGAUCGUUCGAAAGCGGCGUUCUCAAUCAAAGCACGCCCCAAUCGGAAACCUACAACAACGUUCCUAAUUGCUACUUAAACUGGAUCAAAAAGGGUGAAGUUUUAGCGGAUGAUAAUCACAUAGACGUGCCGCUUUAUUGCACGUCCACUAGGGAAAAGAAAUUGAUAAUGCUGCAAAUUCCUUGCGAUAGGGAUAACAAGGACAAAUGGUUGUUGAAGGGUAUAGCUUUGUAUUUGGAAUAUUAGGUAUAUAUUUUGCAUUUUAUAGUAAAGUAACGGCACUGGUUGGGACUGGUUUGAUUCCGAAUCAUCCUUUCUUUUGUUAGGGAAAGGGUUGAAGUGAAAACAAAAAGGCGAUAUAUCAACGUUGCUUUAUUUAGGGAAGGUUUACACAUCUUCGGUACAAAUGUCGUUGCAUUCAACGUAAUUUAUAUACGCCGUUUUUUGGGUUAGUUACAAUUUAUUAUUACCUGCUGCUAGAUUAAUAUUGAUCCCUUCUAAGUACAAACAUUUACUAUAUGACUGCAAUAUAAGUUAUUUGGGUAGGUAAUUUGGCGAAAUAAUGGAAUUGUCGUUGUAUUAUUGAAUAAUAAAAAACUAUAAUAAAAGCGACAGGGAUAACUGGCAGAUUGGUAACUAUUGCGCAUCGAGCGUCUCCAGCUAUUCCUGUCGGAGUGUAGGUACAUUGGUUUUAAAUAAUACGCGAAUAAAGGUGAGUCGCUCAGCUUUCUAUUUUUCUACUCAUAUUUUAAAUGACCUAAAAGCGGUUUUUUAUAAUUUAGAAUUAAUUUUAGGCCGUGUAGUAGCUUUAAUUGCUGCCUACUACAAGAUUUAUUGGGGGGUCUUUUCAGUUUUCACCAUUCAAAAAUAAACUGAGGACGAAUUGUAUCGAGUGGUUGACAGAGGUUUAUUUUAAAUAUUUUAAUAAAUAUAUGCGCAAUAUCUUGGUGUCCUUAAUAGUUAGUAUACAAUACAUAGAAUACUCUUAUAAAUUGAUAAAUAUAUAUUAAAAAACUAUUGGGACAAAAUAAGUGGAUCCC
Molecule: messenger RNA, 13499 nt
Organism: Phyllotreta striolata
Lineage: Eukaryota; Metazoa; Arthropoda; Insecta; Coleoptera; Chrysomelidae
Source: the annotation of a GenBank genome assembly